UAAAAAAACAAAAAAAAAACAUUAUUUAUUUUUAAUAUUCCACGGAUAGGAAGUACAUCCACGAUAGCUAGGUAAGUUAAUAUAUUUAUAUAUAUACUUAUCGUUGUUCUGGUUAAUAGCCUAAUAUUACACAGAAAGGAAGUAUGUUUACGAUAUCAAGGUAAACUUAUAUGUGCUUACUGUUGUCAUGGUUAUAAUAGCUUAUACAACACCUAAUUACGACUUAUUUCUAAUUAGUUAAUAUUUAUUACCAGCAAAUACGAGCACAUACAACGAUUACGAUAUACGUAAUUUAGAAAUACAAUAGACAUACAAAAAUCUGUGAUUCCGAUUUACCUGAAAUAUCCUAUCAUGUCACAGACGAAGGUUAUACAAGAAAAUGGAUUAAUAUUAAAAUAACGGGAUACGAACCAGUAGCAUCUAAGGAAAGAUAACAAUAACCUUCUACAUCCAACAAAAUGAUAACAAACCGACUAGCGUCGGUCAGCAUAAACUGGAUGCUUGUUUUGUUAUCCAAAUAGUUUAUUGAUUCAAGCCUUCUCGUGUAAUGAAAAUAUGUAUCAGAUACAUGAAGCCAUCACACAGUUGUCACUAAGUGUUUAUAUAUAUUGUCUUACUUUGUUAUGUAUACUAGAAAACCAUACGACUAUAUAAUUAAAGUAUAUUUACAGGCUAUAUUGUAGCUUCUUCAUUAGUUUUCUUUGGCCUAGAGAAUGUUUCUUUCAUCACGGAAGUGUUGUUUCUGAUCACGAAGAUGAUUCAGAUAGAAAUAAUAUUAAUGCAUGUGUUUAAAUUGAAGAAUUCACAGUACCAAGAACCAGAAGAUGAGAAAAAUUUGAAGCUUAAAAGAAAUAUUUGUUUUCUAGGCUGGCGAUGUUGGUAAAAUAGACUAUAUAAGCGAAAAGCUCUUAAUGUAAACAUUAGUUUUGUCCUUCAACGCCGGAGGCUAUACAAAUUCAAUCUCCAAACGCGGUAAGCCAGCUAAUACUUAUUUUGACUUAUUUAGUUUUGUCAUCUUGCAAUCAAAGAAGGCAAGUAAAGCGAAGUUCAGAUGUAAUUGAAAGAACAGAUUUGCUGAGCUCCACUAAAUCCAUGUGCCCAACACACAAAUAUUUUCCAAUGUGCUUGUCAGCUUAAUCCUGAGAUCCACUGCGGUUACGUUGCUCCAAGGAUCAAUACAACGCUUCUCUCUCUUAAGUAUGUGUUGCGUAGGACUCUUCUUGAUGGAGAUGUUUUGGUUUUAUUUUAUACCAUAAGGUGUGAACGAAAACACGCUUUUUCUCUUUCUUCAAACGGUCACUCGUUGUUUUAAAUUUACGUAUUAAACCACUAACUUAUUAUCCUAAAUGAAAAAAAAAUCUUAUUAAAGUCAGUUUAUUUACACAUAUAUUGCUUUCACUCAAUCAUCAAGCUCACACUAUUAAAUUCCAAUUACACAAAAUAUUACUACACUAGUCAGCCAUACCGAGGUCAACAGAUUCAAACUACCGGCCAUGAUAUCAUUUUUCUCGUACUUGCGAAGGUCAGCCUGCGUUCCCAGCGUGCUUUGCGCCUCAACUCAUGUCUGUUAACAACACUCGAUUCGCUCAGAUGUCGCCCGACGGAUCACAGGAGAUGAACUGAAGUGGGUAAGUGAUCAUGGCUUCGUGCAACCAGAGCUAUCUUGUUAGACGCAACUCCUCUCGUAAAAACAGUCAUUCAUUGGAUUCUGAGUCAGCUGACAAUAACAGUUAUGUACAAGUGCUAAUUAAGCCUCUUGAAGGAGAGAAACAUAGCAUUGUCCUUAGCUGGUUGGGCGUAUCAAAUCUCGAACUGUUGCCGGAGCGCGCGGCGAUCGUGUACGGCGCGAGUGCCGUAGUUUGUUGUUGUUUGGCGUACACUGUUUUAGCUUGUGAUGUAGUUAACUUGUUUCAGCGUUUUUGUAAGUUCGCGGUUCCCAUUUUUUCGGUAGUCUGCGCGCAUUACCUGUUAGCUUUGUACACGCGGAAAAAAAUCAACGCUACAAGUUUUUAUUUCUUAUUUUGUGCAAGCUUUCUAGGUGAAAUUGUUGGACAGUGUAUUUGUCAAGACUAUGAUAGCCUGGUUGAUUCGGAAACUCCUGUCACUGGACCAGAUUCGGCUAAAGGCUUAAGUCUUACAGCUGUAAGCCAACUUCUGAUUUACGUGACGUUGGUGGCAGGAGCUGCCUCCCUAGCCAACCUUCCAGGGCGGCUGAGUGUUAAAGUAGUCUUGUUCUUUACCAUCGUGCGAAUUUUGUUUCUGUCAUGUCUGUCCGAACUGCCUGCGUACGUAAUCCCUUUCUUGUCCAACGUAUGUGGACUGUUUGGCGUUUUACUGGCCAAGCAUACCGAAACAACGCUGCAUCCUCCUAUUACAACUGUCGUCACCCAGGAUGGGAGAAUUCUAGCUGUUCGUCGGCGUCGGACCUCCAGCUAUGCCGGACUGCACGUCGUAGGUCACGGGAAACCCAGACGAACCUCUCUUCCAGCCCUUUCUCGGUAUCACUAUGGGCAGAGUUCAACUUCUACUGUGGAUGUGGCCCUGCUGGCUGAGGCCCAUGGGAUAGUAACCGAUAUGCUGGCUGAUUCUAAUCUUCCUCCUCACGUUAUCAGUGGCCUCCGGGCUUUAGCUUCCCUUCUGUCUCCUCCUAACCAUGGACCCCAUCAACCUAGACAUAGGCCAGGAAGCGCUAGUGUCGCACUGACAGACUUUAACUCUGGAUCUGAUACAGAAGAAAUACCUUAUACCGGAGAAAGACCUCCUGCAGUACCAAAGCGAUUAAGGAAAAAUCUGCCACCUAGUCUACUACGCCGGAUGUCAACUAGCACAUGGACCACUACAACUUCCGCCACUGGCAUGCCUACCCUCGAACCCGAACCCAACCGUAAACGUAGUACCAGUUUCAGAUAUCCUGCUGAAUCAAACAACCAGGGAUCUACAGCUUUAGGUGGAUCUAUAUCGGAAAAUUCCUCCGUUUGUGGAAGAUCAGGCCGAUCAAUUAGUCCUAGCCAGCCUACAGCGGAGGCGUGUUUUCCCAACAAAGCUCGUUCCUACUCCACAACAUCAGUUCCAGCCUGUGCUGCAGAAUGUCUGGAGAAACAGGCCAAAAGAGAGAGAAAGACUGUUUGCAGCCUGUAUCCUCUAUCACCAGCAGAUAUCGCUACUCUUCACGAUACACACGACAAAGAGAAUACCGCUAAAAAUACAGCCGUUAGUAACUCUCAUGAUGGUCAAGACGUCGAUAACGAGAAUGCAGAAAACGAAUUACGAGACGAAGAGGCAAACAGGCCUCUACCGCCUUUGCCGUAUAUUCGCAGAAUAAAUAUUACGUCUGAUUACGAGAGUAGUAAUGAUUCUCCUAGUAGCAGUGACAAUAAUGAUGCUGGAAAUGUCCUGGAGGAUUCUGUAGGAGUCAUAGGAUCAACACAAUCACGAAAUCGCGUUCCUAGAUCGUUAGGUGCUCAAAUAACAGCACCCAGCGAGAUUUCCCGAUGUAGCUUAUGUGGCGCUCGAGUUCGAAUUGGCGGAACAAAGGAUAUGAUUCGAUCACCAGGAUUGGUUGUUAUCCGUGAUGAUGUAACACCUGUACCAUCGGAGAGCGGAAAAAAGUCUCCAAUUCUUCUAGACGAGACAAUACCAGGAAUCCUGGUCGAUAGUGUAAGGUACGAUCUCGAUUUCCUGCAGUCUGACCAGCUCCUAAAUCGAAUAAAUGAGUGGGAUUAUCCUAUCUUCGAACUUCAACAAAAAGCAGGAAAUUGUAUACUCAGUCAGAUGUGUUAUAAAGUCUUCCUAGAAGUUGGUUUGUUCGAAGCCUUUCGAAUCCCAGAACGAGAGUUUCUUAAUUAUUUUCACGCCUUGGAGACUGGCUACAGGGAGAAGCCGUACCAUAAUUCCAUGCACGCAGCGGACGUAUUACACGGUGUCUACUACCUUACCUCACAACCGGUUCCUGGUUUCAUACAAAUGCCUUCAGAGUCAACGGAUUCUCCCUUACACAAGACUUUAGAGAUUACCAGUGAGAAUGGAAUGCCAGUCUACCGACAGUGUUUUAUUGCUGAUGAUACCUAUGGCAUCAUGGGAGCAAAUUUUCCUGCAUUGGAAUUGAUGGCGCUUUACACUGCGGCUGCAAUGCACGACUACGAUCAUCCAGGCAGAACAAACGCCUUCUUAGUAUCAACAUACGCGCCCCAGGCCGUGCUCUACAAUGACCGCUCUGUACUGGAGAACCAUCACGCUGCUGCCGCUUGGAAUUUGUUCCUGUCGCGACCAGAGUAUAAUUGGCUGUGUCACUUGGACAAGGCCGAGUUUAAAAGGUUCCGGUUUCUUGUCAUAGAAAAUAUCUUAGCCACCGAUUUGAAGAGACAUUUUGAAAUUGUAGCAGAAUUCAAUGCAAAGGUAACAAGACAAAGAGUAUGUAAUCUUCAAUUAUUUCGAUUAAAAAAUUAUUUUUCACUUCUUUUCGUGCAGGGAGACGAAGAGGCCACGUUAGGGCUUACUAUCUCACCUUUCAUGGAUAGGCGAAACCCACAACUCGCGAAACUACAAGAAUCUUUUAUCAACCAUUUGGUGGCUCCACUGUGCAAUGCUUACGGAGAGGCGGGACUUCUCCCAGGCAAAUGGGUGGAAAGCUUCGACAGUGAAGAGGAAGCUGUGUCUGAAGACACUGACCAGAUGGAGAGUUCUGACUUUAAAGAUACUGAAGAUGAACUAGUUGAUAGUGAUGGUGGUGUCAAUAGCGGUAUGUUUUUUAAUUGCCUAGGUACCUCCGGAAAACGACGUCGUGAGUUUCGGUUGAAACCCCGGAAAGUGCAUUGCCUUCAUACGAUUCACUUGGAAGAAAACUACGACUACUGGGUGAAUAUAUUAAAAGAAGAAAAUUACGCCACGGAAGCCAUAAAUUCAGCUCCGACCAAGAAUACAGAAGACUCCUCUACUACAGAGGAAGAAAUGGAAACUAUUCACGAAGAAGUUAGCCAAUUGGCUCCUAAGGUUAAAUAUUAGAGUACUGUCAGCUGAUGUCCCACUGUGCUGGCGCACCAGAGGGCGUCUACUUACUUGAAAAGAUAUGGUUAGUAAUUAAUAUUUGUCUGAGUCACAGUUUUCUCCCGUUUAUGUUUUGUGCCAAACGCUAAAUUACACAUCUUUGAUUCUCCAACGUUAUACAUACGUGCUAUGCUGGGGACACAAGUUUAUAAGAUGAGUUUUUGGAUACAAGCAACCGGUUACAGCAUUAUUAGGUCCUAAAGGCUAAUGAAUGGUGACAGUUAUGUGCCGAUUACACGGGUUUCAGCCUAUUGUUGAGCGUGAACUAAACCAAACUUUAGAGUGCGUAAAAUAACAUACUGAGAAAGACGUAUUCUAGAUUCAAUAUAUUGCCACGCCUCUUACUAUUAUUUUGACCUUCUAAUGUUUGAGUCACGCUCUCCUCUUCCAUCAGUCAUUCCAAUGAUUUAGCUAUUCAUUUUAAACAACGGAAAUUGUGAUAGCCAUUUUUUGGAUGAGUAUUACAGAAAUUGAUUUACAAUUAUCUAUCUCUUAGAAAGAAAACCUAUGUACACGAUCUAAAUUUGUUUUUACUGCUUUUGAUUGUUUAUUAAUAAUUUUAAUACACCCCAAUUGAAAACCAUUUCCAUAAGUGAAAAACGACAGUUCUGUUUAGAUUCAACUAGAUAGAUGACUCUUGUUAAUAUUUGCAAGUAUAUAUUUAACAAAAAUUACUUUUAUUUCAUAAAAAUGUUUUAUUUGUGUCUUUUAUUUUAUUUAUAAGUUUCAUACUUUUGAAAAAAGGACACAAAAGAUCUCCUGAUCAUAUUUCCAAGUGCUGAGGUUUCGUAUUCAACAUUGGAAGAGGGAUAUUUUGCAGACAUUUACGUAAAAUAGCAACAACUAUUUUAGUAACCACCACUGGGUUUCAGGAUAAGAGUCUCCAUACCUAUUUUAUUAUCCUAUGUAUGAAAAACAAACAAGUUUUCUUGUAUGUCAAAACCGUUCAGAACUGGUAUAGUGAUAACCUCAGGACGAUUGAAAUUUGAUACAAUUUUUAGUUUAUUAUAGUUAAAAGUGACGUCAUUAAGAACUUUUAGAAAUUACAGCAUUUAAGCCGUUUAAUACACAAUAAAGUAUUGUUUGCCGGAAAAUUCAGCAUUCUAAAAUCUACCAUAACAUUACCUUUUCAACAAUAAAAAAGAAAAACAACGGUAAAUUAUGUUUUCUAACAUUUGAUAUGAACCUCCACACUAUGACUAGCUGAGAACAGCAGUGUCAGGCUACAUCAUCUCUCAUCAGCCCCAUCUAGGCUCACGAAAAAGAAUAUUAUCCGAAUAAGAUUUUUAUAUCUUUAGGCGUGGAAAACAGUUUGAUGUUAAAUUGAACUUAAAGGCUUGAUAAAUUCAAAUACUAUUUUGCAAUGAAAGAAUGGUCAGGACUGUGUGUACAAGUUAAAUCUACAUCAUAACCUUAUAAAUAAUAGCAAUUUUAUGAAAAACGUAUUGUCAAAUUUUGUUGAAAUAUUGGGUUCUGAACAAUUAAAUAGUUUUCAUUAAUGAAUUUCUAUAAAUAUACCAUUUGUUUGUGUAAAUUCUAUCUAUAUGUUCAAGCUUCAUGUACCCAAACAGAACGCUUUUGCUACUUGGCCGAAGUUGAAGAUGUUGCGGGUUCAUUUUAUACCAAUAUCGACUAUCCAAUAAAUAUAUCAACCAACAGAAAUACUUAGCCUUUGACAUGGUUGAGAAAUUUAACGGAAUUCUGUCACUCGUUGAUUUUUAGACUCCACUGGGUAGAAACUGUGUUACUUUAAAAAAGCACUGGUGUUCUGUAUGACAUUUUAUAUAUAUUUUGGCUUUUAUUAUGACGUUAAACAUUACUUUAUGUCAAUGAUGAACACAUCUGGAUUCUUCAUUUCUUAUGCUAGGGCAUCAAAUUGUAUUUCCCGGAAAAAGACAGUUCUUUGUAAGAAGAUAAAAGUAUCUAAGCGAAAGUCAUUUUGUAUUUCUAUGACUUUUUUUUUAUAUAUCUGAUUUGGUAAUUUUUCAAACGUGCUUGGUUGUAACACUAAUAGAAAAUGAGAUGGUUGUUAGCAUGCUUUCUUUUAACAAACCAACUUUAAACGAGUUCUGGAAUGAGUGAGAUUUUUUAGAACGUGAUGACGUAUAUCUAAAUUCAACUCUGACGAGUGGAUUGAAACAAAACUUAUUAUAAAUGGGUUUUACGUCAUUUUCAAACAGGUGUAUCAUUGUAACACCUCACUGUGAGUGAUAGUAAGAGUUUCACAUUAUGACAGAGAACUAAUCCGAAACAUAAAGUCAUAUUUCUAUAUGUUAAUAGUGUAAUAACAUACUAGUUUAUAAUUCAUCCUCUGUACUGAGAUGAAAUGAGAGACCGGACACGUAACAACUAGAUACCGGUAUUUACUUUUAACAUAAAGAACUUCUAUGUACGUUCCACAUUCCAGUUGGUGAAGACUGCUUUUGUUUAUACAUUUAAAACGAAGAAAUAAUGCAGUAUAUACAAAAGACAUUUAUCUCUAAAACGUUUUAGGAAACAAGCGAGUAAUGUUUAUUAUACACCCGGAGAAGAACCGAAUUCUGUAUUUAACAAGGUAAAGGUAAUACACGAACAAUAUUUGUCAUUGGCUCAGAGGAGAAGCACUAGACACAGGUGAUUACCCGUGAUAUGACGAGAUUAAGGAAAUACAUUGAAAUGAUUGAUAGCAAGAUACUGAUAUUUACAUAUGACGGUAUUCAACAGAAGUGUAAUUCACCUUAGUCGCAUACGGGGAGAAGGAUAAGAAACUAAGGUAAGAUGUAUGGUAUUUCCUUACUGAGAUUAAGUAAGGGAAAGAGUUAUGAUUUUUCACAUCUUAAGGGUUUAAAUAAACAACAUAAAUAAGACACAAAAAAGACAUGAUGCGGACAUUUACAUAUCCAUAGCGUGUCUUUAAAAACGUUAAUUAACCAUAAAUUUCGUUCUAUUGGGUUUUAUUGAUGAAUCGAUAGAUGUAGAAUUCAAACAAUAAAUAUAUUCAGAAUUUAAUUGCAGCUGUAUUUUGUAACGAAACUUGUUUUCGGAUUAAGUGUUAAAAGUAAAAAACAUGGUACUUUAUUUACGACAAAAUGCAUUUUCUUCUUUAACCUAUUACCCUACAUAAGAGUUUAAGUUGUACUAACGCUAUGAUAACUGUUCUAAUACAUGACGGAUUGGUAAGAAAGUGUCAUUUAUAUUUCUAAGUUAGAUAAGUUCUUAAUAUUUUACCUUAUCUAAGUUUAUACAAACAUUUAUGACUAUUAUGGCUAAGAAGACUUGUGAAUACCGUUACUACUGCACUGAUUAAGGAUGUAAACUGUUUAAAUAAGAUGUUUAUUUCUGAAAUAACAGUUAUGGAAAAGUUAAUGUGCUAGCACAAUUUGUAUUCAAAAAUUAAUGGAAGGUUACAUGUGUUCAAAUUAAAUGUCAGUAUUCAAAGUUUGUUACAAAAAUUAUCAGCUUUUACUUGUAAUAUACAGAACAAGAGAAGAUUAAAUUAGAAGGUACUUCUCAAGUGUCGUGUUGAGUUACAAAUUAAAAACGUAGCAUUUAGAAAACUAGGCUUUUUCUUUAAAAUUAUAGUUUUUUCUUUACUGAAAAACAGCGUCAACGUUAAAAAAGAAAAACUUUGUGGUUGGUAGAAAGAACGACAUUAUUACACAUCUGAAAAGAAACGUAAAUAUACUAAAAUAAGUAUAAAAUAGUUUGACAUUUUUUAUAAAGUAAAAAUCAUACCAUUUAUUGAGAAAAUAUUAAAAUACGUUAACACUUGUUUCUUGUCAGAAAAAGGUUGUGAUACACUACGUACCAAUUACUGCUAUUAACAAUACUUUCGAAACAGUUUUGUUUCGUUGAUAUUCUGUUUUGAUUUCAGUUCAUUGUAUCUCUUUGAGCAUUUAAUUUGUAUUGAUUGUAGGCUGUUUUUUACUUCACUCACUGUUAUAUCGAUUCAGACCGAUAAAAUAUUUAAAAACAACAUAUUCAGCUUCGUAAAAUUCCACUUUCUCAUAAAUUAUUCUUUGGAUAUAAUUCAGUUACAAUUUUUCUGUUAACUAAUUUUGGUUAAAAUCUAUAACAAUUUCCCUCUACCAUUUAGGGUUCUUAAUUGACCAUUAAAAAAAUAUUUGUUUCAAAUUCGUUAAACUAGAGUAUUUCUUUUGUACAUAUUAGAAACUAUAAAUGCUAUCUCUAGUAUGAGUCUGUCAUAUUUUAAUAAUCCUUAUAGUGAGAAUGUAUAUUAGUGUGUUUGUACGUGCAUAUAUUUAAAUUAUUGUUGAGAAUCUCUUCGUAAUGUUGUUAGCAUAGAUAUCCAUAAUGUAUUACAACUUAUGUUAAGCCUAAUUUGUCUUCAUAUUAGGUUAGACAAUAUCACUAUUAUUUUUUCUUUCUGGGGAUCAGUAUAGAGUUAGAGUAAAAUAUGUUAUUUUCCUUCACUUGUAAAUUUCAGUCAUGAAAGUAUUGCUAUUACUUAGUACUACACAACUUAAGUUCCUUCUCUCUUUUUCUUCAAUAAUUUAAUCUACUCCAUCUACUAAUAGAUUUUCAAUUACUCAAAAACUUCUUACGGGUAAUUAAAUAAAAAUAUUUUUAUUUUGGGAAACUUAACUCCUCUUUUUCAUUUCCAAACCGUAAAUUAUCUAGCACGUCGAACGUUGUAGAUAACUGUAUAACAAAUGUACGUUAUUUUGUCAUUAAAGGUAAGCUGAAGAGUACCAUCAGGUUAUUCACGAUGAUAAACUCAUUAUCAGGAGACUCGUGUUGAAUUGUCACGAUUGAGUAGCCUUAGAUAUAGUGAAAGAACUGUAUUGUAAUUUUUUUGUUUGUUUCACAUACCCAAGGGUGUAGUUGAAUGUUUAUAAUUCCUUUCAAACGAUAUAUAAUUUAAUCCUAAAAUCAUGAGUCAGACGUACAAAAAUUGAAAUGUUUAGGUUUCAACGUUAGGGGUCGAUCUCUUGGUUUGAAAAACGCAAUAAAACUCCAAAAAUAUUUUAGUAUUGAGGAAUUUUUUUUCCGAAGCAAGGCUAUUUGUGUACAGGGCCAUUCCGUUUUGGUCUUGAUUUGGUUUUCAAGAUAUUCAUAAGAUCGAGUACAUUGCGCAUCGAUGGUUGAGGCCUGAUCAAUCAUAUCUAAGUUUGUCGAUCACUCAACGAUCUAAAACAAUGAAAUUGUUCAAAAUGAGAAGAACAAAGUAUCAUAUUCUUAAUAUUCCUUCUGUUUCACAAUUUUCUCGCACUUUUUUUAAACUGGGUCCUAACAUUUUGGGAUAACCUCUCUCUCUUCCUGAAAUCCAAACGUUUACGUUUCAUUGAAAUAUCGCACUUUCCAAAGUCAUAGUUGCGGUGACUAGGUAAUUAUGACUUCUUCCCAUGCAUAUGACUAGUUUAGAACCAAAAUCAGGUUUCUUAUAAGUGGAUUACUUUGUAAAAGGCAAUGGACUUUCGCCAAAAUCUUGAUACACAUGGAGAGGAAAAACUCAUUUUCAAAUAAUGAUUUCCCUUCAAGAGGUGAACCAAUGAGCACAAAAGUUGUGUUUUUCGAAAGUUUUAAUACUCAAUUAUCGUGAAAGGGUAAUUUUGAUGCUUUUUAUCCUUAACCAGAUGUUGUGAUAACCAAAACAUUCACUAGUUUUUGUACGAUCGACUACCGAUUUUAGAGUGAAAAAAAUCUGUCUAUUGAAAUAUAUUUGUUAAAUAUCAUAAUAUAGCUUACAAAAGUAGGAAAAUAAUAGCAAU
Messenger RNA from Limulus polyphemus (Atlantic horseshoe crab), 10754 nucleotides. RefSeq names its product cGMP-inhibited 3',5'-cyclic phosphodiesterase A-like. Gene Ontology annotation, molecular function: 3',5'-cyclic-AMP phosphodiesterase activity. Lineage: Eukaryota; Metazoa; Arthropoda; Merostomata; Xiphosura; Limulidae. The transcript is spliced from 13 exons. Gene Ontology annotation, biological process: signal transduction. The record is from RefSeq and is a predicted model, not a curated record. The coding region runs from base 1639 to 5001 and encodes 1120 amino acids.